Oncorhynchus gorbuscha (pink salmon) is the source of this 905-nucleotide messenger RNA. RefSeq names its product chitobiosyldiphosphodolichol beta-mannosyltransferase-like. Gene Ontology annotation, cellular component: endoplasmic reticulum. The transcript is spliced from 3 exons. Bases 203 to 682 code for a protein of 159 amino acids. Gene Ontology annotation, molecular function: mannosyltransferase activity. NCBI's taxonomy places the organism in Eukaryota, Metazoa, Chordata, Actinopteri, Salmoniformes, Salmonidae. The record is from RefSeq and is a predicted model, not a curated record.
UAUGGGAAAAUAUUUAUUAAAUUGAAGCAAACGGAACGUAACGGGGAGGGGAUACCUGAUUUUGUGCAUUAGAGACUGUCGUUUUAGUUGAACAAAUGUUUGGUCUAAUUAUUACACCGUAGGUGCACGGUCCCUUUAAAUCCCAGUUGAACCCCUCCUCCCCGUCACGUCACACUGGGACAGGUCAUCAGUCACAACAAACAUGGCGGAUGCCGGUGCAUCUAUGACUCUAGCGACAAUUUCACUGAUAGGUUUCGCAUUACUGGCAGGGUUUUACCUGACCACUUUAAAUGCACUAUGGACACUGGUCUCCGUUACUGUUACUGCCGUGUUGGUGUCCCAGUUAUUGCGGAUGUUACGGAGAAGAGACGCGUUGACGGAGCGGCGUGUAUGUGUGCUGGUUCUGGGGGAUAUCGGACGCAGCCCUCGCAUGCAGUACCAUGCCCUUUCACUCAGCAAACACGGCUACAGCGUAACGUUUGUUGGAUUCCCUGGUACCAAGCCUCAUCAGGAUGUGAUUGGAGAUGAGAGGAUCACAAUCAUCCCAAUCACAGAACUUAAAGGACUCCAAGUGGGUCCUAGGAUGGUGAGCUAUGUUACCAAGGUGAUUCUCCAGUCCCUGCAGCUUCUCCUGGUGUUAUUGAAGACUGAUGUCCAGUCCCAUAUUCUCAUGCAGGUAUAGUUCUACAAUACACUCUGCUGUGUGUGUGUGUCCUAUAUUCUCAUGCAGGUAUAGUUCUACAAUACACUCUGCUGUGUGUGUGUGUCCUAUAUUCUCAUGCAGGUAUAGUUCUAUAAUACACUCUGCUGUGUAUGUGUGUUCUAUAUUCUCAUGCAGGUGUUUCUACUACAAUACAAUAAACAUAAUGUAAACAUUCCUACUUAUUGACUGUACGAACUUGCAG